AUGAGAUGGAUCGAGAACGGAGCACCUGACAAAGGACAUCUAGAGGAAAACAGCUACAAGAUAUUGAAGCAAUUUUAUCUGAAGAGAAAUGAUUUUUUGUACUUGAACAAAGACGGGAUCGUGGCCUGUAAACGCAAGAAAGAUGACAAGGUCCUUUACAAUCACAAUUCAAUAGUGUUACCACAGUUAUACCAGACCGAAUUGCUCUUUCGUUCACAUGAUCAGAUGGGCCAUCAAGGCGUGAACAAGGUGUACAAUAGAAUACAGAAUCGGUUCAAAUGGCCUGGUUUGAAGAAGGCCUGUGAUAAGUGGAUCUCUGCAUACUUAUCGUGUCAACAAGCGAAGGACCCCAGGAAAUUGAGGUUUCCCCUGCAGCCAUUAGAGUCAUCAAGAUUCAACGAGGUGGUCGAAUUGAUCAUCGGAAGACGUGCGUGA
Molecule: messenger RNA, 435 nt
Organism: Symsagittifera roscoffensis
Lineage: Eukaryota; Metazoa; Xenacoelomorpha; Acoela; Convolutidae
Exons: 1
Coding region: 1-435 (144 amino acids)
Source: RefSeq, a predicted model, not a curated record